AUGAUCAACACUGUCAUUUGUUCUGUAGUGAAAAAUUUUGAAACUUAUUUAACAAUUUAUAUCACCUCGAUAGCUUCGUUAACACAGCGGCCAAAGCAUAGCAACACGUUAGGAAGGAUGUUGAGAGUCGGAAAGUCGCUACCAAGAAGCUUCGUGAUUCGUCGUAACCUGUCGCAAACGUUGGUAGCCAGUCAGGGAAAUCCCAGGUCUCCAUUACAGAUAUUCCGUGAAACGUUCAAACAAGAGUGGAAGAAAUCGCAGGAGUUGCAAGACAACAUCAAGGCAUUGCAAGAUGCAUCUGGUAAAUUGGGAGAGUCAGAAGCGUACAAAAAAGCCCGUGAGGCGUAUAUAGGAGCGCAGAAAGGCUCGACAAUCGUGGGGAAGACAUUGAAGAAAACGGGUGAUACCGUGGAAUCGAUUGCUGCUAGAGCUUGGGACUCAGAGUUAGGUAAGAGCACUAGAAGCGCGGUCAAUAAGACCGCCACUAAACUGGAUGAAUCCUUUGAGCCUGUUAGAAAGACCCAGGUAUACAAAGAUGUCUCUGAAGUCAUGGACAGCGAAACUAGUUCCCGCUACGGUGGGUUUAUUGGGAAGGAAGAAAGAAGACUAAAGCUAGAGCAGGAUAUUGCCUCUGGUAAAAGACCCAAGGCCAUCAGAAGCAAUGAAGAGGCAGGGACGGCUUUGGUAGCCACUGACAUUGAGGCGAAAGAGUCGUUUGGCAAAAAAGUAGACGAUUUCAGAGAAAACACUAUGCUAGGUCAAAAGAUACACGAAACAAAAAUCAAGCUAUGGGACGAAAGUGAGAACCCUCUAAUUGUCUUGUUACGGACCAUCAGUAACAAGAUCGGUGGUCUGUUUGCCGAAACCGAAUCUGCGCGUGUAAUGGGCCAAUUCAAAGUGAUGGAUGCUAAUUUCAACAGUGAGACGUUCAUGAACCACCUUAGAGAGUACGUCAUCCCAGAGGUGCUAGAAGCAUACAUUAAGGGCGACGAGGCGGUGCUCAAACAGUGGUUCAGUGAAGCUCCUUACAAUGUCUAUGCAGCCCAACAGAAAGCGUUCCGUGAACAAGGACUAUUUGCCGACGGGCGUAUUCUUGACAUCAGAGGGGUCGACAUCGUAAGUGCCAAGCUUUUGGCCCCUCAAGAUUUACCCGUGUUAGUGGUGGGUUGCAGAGCGCAAGAAAUUCACCUUUACAGAAAAGUCAAAACUGGGGAAGUGGCAGCUGGUACGCACUCCAACAUUUUGAUGAGCUCCUACGCCAUGGUGUUUACGAGAGACCCGGAUAAUAUCGAAGAUAAAGAAACUGAGGGCUGGAAAAUCCUAGAGUUUGUUCGUGGCGGCUCUCGACAAUUCACAUGA
This is a messenger RNA of Lachancea dasiensis, 1359 nucleotides long. The record is from the annotation of a GenBank genome assembly. NCBI's taxonomy places the organism in Eukaryota, Fungi, Ascomycota, Saccharomycetes, Saccharomycetales, Saccharomycetaceae.